AUGACUUCCAAAGCAAAGAUGCCCGGGUUGGGCUACCACCAGGAUCCGGCUUCAUCUCCCAGGGACUUGAAUGAGAUCGUUGCGCGAUACUCAUCGUCGGCUCUCAGGUCAUCUUCAGCAAUAUCUGAGCGACGGCCAUACGAAGUUUUGCCCCGAGAGGUUGCAGGGGACGAUAAUGUCGCGCCGCUAUCAUCUUCACCUCCACCCUACGUUUCUUCAAUCUACCGGUUUCCUUUAACCUUUCAACACCGUCGUAGCUCGACGCAUUCCGGCUACCUCAGCCGCGAUCAGCUGUUCGGCCGCUCUCCCACUCCAGAGCCCGAAUCAAGCCCUCUACCACAACCGGAAGCGUUGCAACGCAUUGAUUUGCAACGCUGUGUGAGUCGACAAUCACCGAAGGCUGAUCCCCUUAUUUCUUCUCUGGAGAGGAGGCAGCAAGAAAACGACAUUACUCUGCAGGAUCGGCCCUCUUUACCAAACCUGAGGGUCAAACAGAAGGAAAGUAUUAGUACGUCUGACCUAUGCUCCUCUCUUCGUGGUGGGCGGACCUCGGCUUUUAGUUUGCGACAACGUUUCUCAGGAUCACCGCGAGAUGAAUGGCUGGAAGCAGGUACUCCUGGUCCAGUGACUACGGAUAGUGGAAUUGAGCCGAGUUUUAUGUCAAGAUCCACGGUGGCUCCGACCUUCGAGACAAGAAAUGGGACUGGUGGUGCAUAUAUCAAAGAUGGUAAAUCUUUCAAGGUGUCACCUGCCGAGACGGCUCUCCACAAGGCUUUAAAAAAGGUCGCCCACCCAGAGAAGACAGAUCCUACACGAAGCGCAAGUUGGAGCAGAACAGUAUUCCACCGUCACGAUCCACAGUACGAAUUCCCGAAAGCCAAGACUUUGUACGAGAGUCUGCUUGAACUUGACUCGGUCAAGUCACAGGCGUCUCCUGAAUUACUGGCUGAUGUCACCUCAUCUCACAAAGCUGUCAAGGCUCUUGACGAGAAGAAAUAUAUCAAGCCCUCACAUAAAAACUCGCCGGUUAAUGAGACCGUUGAUCUGGACGGAAGCUACGUCGACCUGCAAACUGCUUAUGGAGUUGCAGGUUUGCGGGCUACUAUCUUCUCGGGGUCGAACAAUUUCGAGAAGAUCUCAGUCCUGCCGCCGCGCGAGGUCUUCUCUCAAGAACCAAUCGGUUUAGCAAGCCAGAAUCUGUUGUCGGCUGUGCCGAGGGGUAAUAGUACUUGUAGGAGGAAAAUACCGAGCCUGAGGGUAACACCAACCUUGAUCAUAUUCGACCAAUCCCCUCUGCCACCAAAGUAUGAGAUUUCGUUGGCAACGCCAACUGUCAUCAUCUCAAACCACCCAAUACACCCCCCCUGUUACGGUUUUUCUAGCAAGGAAGUGACCGUGUAUCCGUCACCCAUGACACCUUCACAACAACAACGUUUGUCAUUUUCAGAUUCCAACAUCGCCAUCAUACGCGGCUGCAUAUCGUUUGCAGUGAUACUUAACGUCCUACUGAAUAUUGGUAAGGGUAUUCGAGCAGUGCAGAUUACGUACGACAUCAGUAUUGCUUUCAUGAUCGGUAUGUCAUUGUGUCUGGUAUUGAACUGGGUGCGGGGUGGUCGGUUCAUUGUUCCCGGCGGCCUUUUGCGUAGUCGAGAACAUGUUCAUAAUACUGAAUGA
Cucurbitaria berberidis CBS 394.84 is the source of this 1674-nucleotide messenger RNA. RefSeq lists its product as uncharacterized. The transcript has a single exon. The record is from RefSeq and is a predicted model, not a curated record. NCBI's taxonomy places the organism in Eukaryota, Fungi, Ascomycota, Dothideomycetes, Pleosporales, Cucurbitariaceae. The coding region runs from base 1 to 1674 and encodes 557 amino acids.